GAACAGUUUUUAUGUUGUUGACAAAUGUUUCAGAAAGAGUCGCAUCAUUCGAUCGUGUCUCUCAGUUGUUAUUUUUCUUUCUCUUUAAAAUAAUUAAAAAUUUACCUUCAGUGCGUGUAUAAAAGUUUAAUUGUGAAAAUUGGAUAGAAAAAUAAAUAAAAAUAUAUACAAAAUUAGUAGCAGAUGAUGGUGUGAAUUCGCCUAGAUGUCAUUAAGUUAACCAAAAUAAUAACAACGGCAGUAAUAAACAAUGUUGAAGUGUAUUUCGUUGGUUUUAAUUAUCGGUGCAGUGGGAAUCACUGUAGCCACUGCAAAUGUACUCAAAGGAGUUGAUUGCGAAUGUUUUAAUACAACACAAACAAGCAGCCAAGAUGUUUGUCAAGAUAAUGUUGUGCGAUGCGUCAGUAGCGAAUCGGAUCGUCCUGGCUCAUGUUUUGCAUUAUGGGCCACUGAUAAUCUGACCGGUGAAACAUACGUUAAAAUGAAAGGGUGCUUCACAGAUAGUGCAUGCAACAAUACGGAAUGUAUAGCAAAUGAGCCAAAAAAGAUGAAUUUUUGUUGUUGCACCGGUCACAUGUGUAAUUCAAAAUAUAAACUAGUACCGACCACAACCAAACCACCAAAGGUCGAAGAAAACAUUCCACAGCCGGAUGAUAUGAAUAUAUAUAAAAUUGUUAUUAUCGUGUUUGGUUUCCUCGUUAUUGUCGGCUUUAUAAUAUUCUUUGUAUCAUUUUAUAAAAACAAAAAGAAUGCAAUGUUCAAUGAAAUUCCAACGAACGAACCAGAUGCGCAUGGAUCAAAUGCAAUGCUUGCACAAAAUCGGCCAAUUCAUUUGCUUGAAUUGAAAGCGAGAGGUCGUUUUGGCGCUGUUUGGCGUGCUCAACUCAAACCAGAAGGAGAAGUAGCCGUCAAAGUGUUUCCAUUACAAGAAAAAGAUUCAUGGAUCACCGAACAAAGUAUAUUCAAUCUUGCAAGAAUGAAGCAUCCAAAUAUAUUGGAAUUUAUUGGCGUUGAAAAGCAUUUGGAUAAAUCCGAAUACUGGUUGAUUACUGCAUAUCAUUCACACGGUUCGUUGUGUGAUUAUUUGAAAGCGCACACCGUUACAUGGCCAGAAUUGUGCAAAAUCGCUGAAUCAAUGGCACGCGGUCUAAUGCAUUUACAUGAAGAAAUACCAGCAUCGAAAACUGAUGGACUAAAGCCAGCUGUAGCACAUCGUGAUUUUAAGAGCAAAAAUGUUCUACUUAAAUAUGAUUUAACGGCAUGCAUUGCUGACUUUGGAUUGGCCCUUGUCUUUCAACCAGACAUCCCAUGCGGUGACACUCAUGGUCAAGUUGGUACACAACGUUAUAUGGCACCCGAAGUACUUGAAGGUGCAAUCAAUUUUACACGUGACGCUUUUCUUCGCAUUGAUGUGUACGCCUGUGCUUUGGUUUUAUGGGAAUUGGUAUCACGGUGUACUGCACAUGGUGGACCGGUUACCGAAUACACGUUGCCAUUUGAAAUUGAGCUUGGUCUUCGUCCAACAUUGGAUGCCAUGCAAGAGCAUAUCGUCACAAAUAAAAAUCGACCACCGAUACCAGAACAUUGGCGCGAUCACAGUGGGUUGGCUGCUAUGUGCAACACAAUGGAAGAAUGUUGGGACCAUGACGCGGAAGCUCGAUUGACUGCAUCAUGUGUCAUCGAACGAAUUUCGCAGCACACGCGAUAUACAAAAACAGAGCUUCUUAUUGAAACGAAUACAGACACACCUACAAAAGAUUUAGUUGACAGCAUUAAAUAAUUGAUGAGAUUUUUGGCCGAUAUUGAUUAUAUAUAUAUAUAUAGAAAUGAAUAGGAAAUUAACAAAAUGAUGAGGUAUUCCGAAUUCAUAUUGAUCGUUCACAGUAAAUGUGUGUUCAAAACAAUUCAUUUCACCUAAAACAUAUAAAGCGAACAUUGAGACAACAAUUUUCAAAUAACUAAUUGAAAAGUAGAUAACAUAAAUUGGCUGAAUAAUCGUUUCGUUCAUGAAUCGAAACGCAAUGCAUCCAUAUUUUAAAUCAAAAAUCAAAUUUUGUUAAACGUUUUGUCUUCGUAUUUAUAUAAUUUUAAAGCUAGAGCUUCGAAUUGUAUUAUGUACAAUUGAUCGAAUCGAAAGCAAAUGAUAGAAAUACAAAUGUCAUCAUCAAUAUUGACACCGUGUUCUAUAUACAAAGUUCGAUACACACUAAGGUUUAUAUUUUACACCACAAAUUUCAUUUAUCAUCAUCCUCAUUAUAUAUAUAUAGAUAUACUAUAUUAAGAAUCGUGUAAUAGAGCACUCCUGAAAUUGGCCACAUAUUUUAAUAACCCCUUUUAUCCUAAAAAAAACCGCGUUUGUUUCCUAAACUAUGUCAUAAACUUAACGCAUUCGAUUGGUUUCAAGUCGUUGCGAUCAAUUUCUGUUUAAGUCAACCGUUGAAAAUGUAUCAGAAAGUAAUGAGUGCAAGGAUGAAAAUAUUCUUCUAUUAAAAUGGAUAGUAAAAUGCAGGUAUACAUAAAUUGGGACUGCUGAAGGUGCUUUGAUAGGAUUGUUUUUAUAUUUGAUUCAAAAAUAUUUUUUUAAAACUCGAAUUCAAGAUGAAUUUAUUUUUUUUAAGUGAUAGAGAUUCAUUGUUAUAAUACAACUGAAAAAUAAAUAUAUAACAGGAAUAAAAUUUUGAAGGCAGUGCCAAUUGAAUACCAUGUUCAAACUUCAGUUCUAUUGAUCAUGAAUCCAAAGUCAAAUUUUCAGAAGAAACAACUGAAUUCGAGUUACUUUUUUUUCAUUUGUUUGUAAACGAAUGUCGCGAAUGUCAUUCUCAUCUUUGUAGACGAUCACAUCAAACAAAUCACAUAUCAUACACAGAACCAUUUGCGCUAAAGUCUCUUUCCGAAUUCAAGCACAUACAAACACACAUAGAUGAAUUCGACUAGUAAAUAAUUGAUAAUUGAAUGAAUCGAAUGAGAAAGAAAGAUGGAAGAGGAAUUAACACAGUAAAACGAUAGAAAAGCCAUUUAAAAAGAACCAUUAUCAGUGCAGUUAAUUAUAAUUAUAAUGUCAGAACAAUUUAGCAAUCACAAACAUAUAUAAUAUUGUAGUAUUUUUUUAAAAUGAAACUAAACAUUUGUAUAUUAUUAAAAUUAACUUACAAAUGAAUAAAAUGAAAGCGACAUAUUAAAUUAACAAA
Molecule: messenger RNA, 3188 nt
Organism: Contarinia nasturtii (swede midge)
Lineage: Eukaryota; Metazoa; Arthropoda; Insecta; Diptera; Cecidomyiidae
Product: activin receptor type-2B-like
Exons: 8
Coding region: 251-1780 (509 amino acids)
Biological process (GO): cellular response to growth factor stimulus; activin receptor signaling pathway; protein phosphorylation
Cellular component (GO): activin receptor complex; plasma membrane
Molecular function (GO): activin binding; activin receptor activity; ATP binding
Source: RefSeq, a predicted model, not a curated record